AUUGAAGAAACACAACAUAAUAAGUUAAGGUGGUUGAAAAUCGAAAAAAAUCUUUAAGAGGAUGUAAGUUGCAGAAGAGAAUGACAUCCACAUCAAUGGCGUUGAUUUCACUUUGACACACACACCUACGCAGCAACUGCUACGUAAAUCGACAUGGCCUCAUCCCCUCUUUUCAUAGUCGAAGAAUUCUUGAAUUUAUUAUCCAAUUUUCUUCAACUCUCCCUUAUCCGCCAUUUCAGUACCCACGAAAAAGUAGACUAGACUAUACUACUGUUCAUCAUCAUCAUUCAUAACCAAAAAGGAAAAACGCCGCUUCUUCUCGUGAUUUGCAUAAACAAUUCCCCGCUCCCUCUCUCUCUCUCUCUCUUUCUGCUUUACAGUUUUUACUUGUAUGCUGCCCUUUUACUCCGCCACUUCAAUUUCGCAAAUUGCAAUUACACCGACCCUAACUUUCUCGUGUCCUUCUUGAGGGGUAGAUUGAAAUUUCUGAUCCUGUAUAUAUUUCUUCGAAUAUACUUUGUGGGGUUUUGUUGUUUCCUCCUUUUCUUUUCUUUUUUCUGUUUUGAAUUCCUUUAUGCUCUUUUUUCUUUCCAUUUUGAAAAUCUUUUAGGAGAGAGAGAACCUUUGUUUUUGCACUCAUCUUGCUGCUUUGAUCCUUUCAACAGGUAAUUUGAAUGGGUGCAAAUUAAACUCUGGCAUGAUUGAAGACUCACCUGCGAUUUGCCUUCCACGAUCAUGUGUGCGUUGCAUGGUACUCAUGAAAUAAUAGAGCUGACAGAAAGCUACGACUCCGAAUCUAAAAUUAGCAGAGACACUGGAAAGCAUUGUUUGGGGAAAUCUCUUAAGAAGCCUAGUAUUGAGGAUGACAUCAACAAAAUCUUUGAAGCAAUUGAGAUUGGGAGCUCUCGUCGAGGUAUUGGUCAAUCAGAACGGCACAGUAGAGAUGCGUCACACAAAAGUGCCAUGAAAAGGCCAAUACAAGUUGGCCCUUCUCUUGCUUCAGGUAUUGGAAUUUCGGAACCAGUGAGUUUGAAGCAGGCCCUGCGAGGGUUAUGCAUCUCUCAAGCAUCGGAGAUGGCUGCAGUGAAGAAGCGCAUGCCAAGGCCGUCGGCUUCUCCCGGGAUUUCGGAAGUAGGAGCCAUCAAAAAGUUGUAUAGGGCUGUAGUUAUUGAGGCCGGAGCUGGUCAGCCUCGUGAUGAUGUUAAAGGGAAUUUGAUGGAGAUAUCAUUAGUACCUGAAAGGAGCUCGUCGACUGUAUCACACGUGGCUGUUGAAUCUACAUCUUCACCAUCGAAUCAUGUGAAAACCAAGCAGAUCAGAAGCCCCAGCAAAGGUUUUGGUUUACGUGAACAAAAUUUAAAAACCCAAAGCAUUGCCAAGAAGAAGAUUGUGCAGAAGAGGACCUUUACUACCAAGAAUCGCAGUCAACAUAGUGAAGGACCUAAGAAUGGUAAUGAUUACGAGACCAGCAAACUAGCCCACCAAACACCGGACUCUGUCCUGGAAAAGCGAUGGGAAGAAUUGGAGAAAUCAUCCCCAUCAUCGAGCACAAAUAACGCAGACCUUGUAGUCAGCUCGAAUCCCUUAGAUUCUAGUUCUAGUAAGCACUAUCAUGUUCCACAUACCUUUAUUAGCAAAACGAAGAGAGAUGUGGCAAAAGCUGAUGAAAGAUUGAGAUCAAGGGAAAAAGGAGAGUUCUCUCAAAGUUCAAAAAGUAGCAUAGGAGAAUACAGCAGCACAACAAGCUAUAGUGAUGAGAGCUAUCCCAGUGGAUCUAGUCGAAGUGGCUAUCAGCCUCAUAUGUCGAAGGACUUGAGAUGGGAAGCCAUAAGCUCUGUCCAGAAGCAGCAUGGUAAAUUGGGCAUGACACAUUUUAAGUUGUUGAGGAAGAUAGGUGGUGGAGAUAUCGGCACUGUCUACCUCUCUCAGCUGAUUGGCACGAGCUGCCUCUUUGCCGUGAAAAUUAUGGAUAAUGAAUUUUUGAGCAGCGGAAAGAAAAUGCAGAGGGCUCAAACUGAAAAAGAGAUCCUCGAAAUUCUGGGUCAUCCUUUUCUUCCUACACUUUAUGCCCAUUUUACAACAAAUAAGUAUUUGUGUUUAGUUAUGGAAUACUGUCCUGGGGGCGAUCUGCACGUGCUUCGCCAAAAGCAGGUCACUAAGAGUUUUCCGGAGAAAGCGGCCAGGUUCUACGCUGCUGAAAUACUCCUGGCAUUGGAGUAUCUUCACAUGCUCGGCGUGGUGUACAGAGACUUGAAGCCCGAAAACAUUUUGGUUCGUGAAGAUGGUCACAUCAUGCUGUCAGACUUCGACUUAUCCCUCAGAUGUGCUGCGAAUCCUAUGCUCCUUAGGUCGUCUUCUCGUGUUGCUGAGACACCGAAGAAGAUGUCCAGUCCCUGCUCGGAUUCCAGCUGCAUACAUCCCUUCUGCCUCCAACCAUCAUGGCAGCUUUCAUGUUUCACACCCAAGUUCCUAACCGCUGCAGCCAAAACCCGCAAGCUGAAAUCUGAGCUAGCCGCUCAGGUCAUCCCGCUGCCACAGCUGGUAGUCGAGCCUGUAACUGCACGAUCCAACUCCUUUGUGGGGACACACGAGUACCUGGCUCCGGAGAUCAUCAAAGGGGAAGGCCACGGGAGUGCAGUGGAUUGGUGGACGUUUGGGAUCUUCCUCUACGAGCUUUUAUACGGGAAGACGCCCUUCAAAGGGUCCAGCAACGAGGAUACUAUAUCGAACGUGGUGUCACAGUGCCUCAAGUUUCCACAGUGUCCGAUGGUUAGCUCUCAAGCUCGAGACUUGAUCAGAAGGUUGCUGAGGAAGGAGGCGGAGAACAGGCUCGGGUCUGCAAAGGGUGCUGCGGAAAUCAAGCAACAUCCGUUUUUCGAGGGCCUUAACUGGGCGUUGAUCAGAUGCGAGACGCCACCGGAGCUGCCCAAGUUCUUUGAUUUUGGUAAUGUUAUCUCCGACACUGUUUCUCACAGUAAAAAGAGCAAGCUCCCCACGGAAUUUGAGGAGAGGGGAGAUGGAAUGCAGUUUGAGAUGUUCUAGCAAAAUGAGAAUGUGGUAAUCAACACUCAAAUAGGUUAGUGUUUAGUGUUUUUGUUUUCUUCCUUUGCUGUUUCUAACUCGAGAUUUCCUCUUUCAUGUAACUUAUAUAUAGAGAGAGAGAGCGUAUAUGUAAAUGUGUUUUUUAUUUUUUUGGAAGUUGGCAGCAGAUAAACAAUGAUAACGUUGUUGAGGAAUACAAAGCUAUAAUAGAUGCAUAUAUCUGAAA
Messenger RNA from Salvia miltiorrhiza (redroot sage), 3268 nucleotides. RefSeq names its product serine/threonine-protein kinase KIPK1-like. Lineage: Eukaryota; Viridiplantae; Streptophyta; Magnoliopsida; Lamiales; Lamiaceae. Gene Ontology annotation, molecular function: protein serine/threonine kinase activity; ATP binding. The transcript is spliced from 3 exons. Gene Ontology annotation, cellular component: plasma membrane; cytoplasm; nucleus. The record is from RefSeq and is a predicted model, not a curated record. Gene Ontology annotation, biological process: protein phosphorylation. The coding region runs from base 736 to 3042 and encodes 768 amino acids.